Messenger RNA from Dioszegia hungarica, 1197 nucleotides. RefSeq names its product thaumatin family-domain-containing protein. Bases 1 to 1197 code for a protein of 398 amino acids. The transcript has 9 exons. The record is from RefSeq and is a predicted model, not a curated record. NCBI's taxonomy places the organism in Eukaryota, Fungi, Basidiomycota, Tremellomycetes, Tremellales, Bulleribasidiaceae. Gene Ontology annotation, biological process: defense response. Gene Ontology annotation, cellular component: extracellular region.
AUGCUAUCCCUCACUCUACUCCUUUUGCUCCUCGUCCCCGCACCCGCCCUCGGCCGCAAGAUCACCGUAACGAACCGCUGCCCCUCGACCGUCUGGCCCGCGCUCCUGACGCCCAGCGACAUUGGCUCGCCAAUCCCCUCACACCCUGCCGGCUGGGAGCUGCCCAGCGGGGACUCGACAAGCUUUGAUGUCGCGCCAAAUUGGACUGCUGGGCGGAUCUGGGCGCGGACGGGGUGUGUAAACCAAGGUGGACAGCUGAGGUGUCUAACUGGUCAGUGCGAACCGAAGUCAGCGGGAAGUCUGGAGUGUUCUGGUGGAGGAGAGGCGCCAGCGACGCUGGCUGAGUUUACCCUCGCACCAAACGGACAGGACAACUACGACAUCUCCCUCGUCGACGGCUUCAACGUCCCCAUGAUCAUCCUUCCCACAGCGCCGGACUGCCCAAAGCCCGACUGUCCUGUCAAUAUCAACGCCAAGUGUCCCGGCGUGCUGCGAACCGGUCUCGACCAGAAUGGCGCGAAUUUGGGCUGUGUGUCGAGCUGCAUCAGAGGGUUCGGACAGGAGAAGUUUGGAAACAGGGCUUGCUGCAGCGGCGGCUACAACGAUCCUGCGCUCUGCGCGAUCUGCGGUGUAGACUUCUACAAUGUCUUCAAGGUCCACUGUCCCAAUGCUUAUGCUUACGCCUACGAUGAGAAGUCUGGCUCUGCCCUCUUCACCUGCCCUUCCUCCUCAUCCUCCGACUACGAGAUCGUCUUCUGCCCCGGUGGCUCAGACUACAUCGGCCCUAAAUCCGCUUCUGUCGAAUAUGACAACGAUCGCGCCGCUUGCGCCAACAAGGUCAAUAGCGGACCUCAGCAGUUCGCUGUGGGACCCAGUCCGACCCAGGGCGCCAGUAUUGGCGAUAUCAAGUACACGGCUGGAGCGGGCGGAGGAGGUCCCGCUCCCAGCGCGGGCAAGUCGGUCCCACCUGGGGGCACGUCGAGUGCCGCAGAAGACAAUCACAACGCGGAGGCAGCAGGGAGGUGGAGGAGGGAGACCCACGGGGACUACGACACGGCGAGGAGGCAGGCCGCGACCUUCGGGGACGGGCGGUGUGAUCGGGCAGCAGCUGCAGGCAGCGGCGGUGGGUCCGAAUGCGGGGAAGAAGGUCUGCGUAAAGCCGGUAAAGCGCGGGUCACGCAGGGUCUGAGGGGAUGA